AUGGCUGGCUUGCCGUCGCGCCCCGGAAUGAAGAGAUUUUGGCCGAUGCGGAUUUUGUUGGCUUCCUGCAGCUGGCGGCUCGUUUCGUUUGUGGGCAGCUGGCCAUCGCUGGGCGGACCCAGUCGCAGUAGUUCACAUAUACGCAUGCAUCAAGCUGCACCGACGAAAGCGUCACAGCGCACGGACACACUCACCGACGAAUGGAUUGACAUACAAGGCGCUCGGGCGAAAUUCGGGGCCAAGACACCCUUCCGAGUCAGCUUGGGUGGUGCGCCUGACCUUGCCAAACAGUGGCUGUACGGAGAUGGUCCAAGCGACAACAGUGUUGACCGGUUGGUGCAAGCCGGUAAGCCGGCCUUUUCCAAGAUUCAGCGCGCGAAGGAUUUGGAGUCCAGCGCAACGGGCAUGCAGGUCUAUGAGUUUUCUUUGCCAACCUUGGAUUUGAUGGGGCUCGGUAAAGCAACCUCUUCUAUCAAUCUAUUCGGCGCCAUUCGGAACAUGGACGGGCCUGAUGCCGACAAGUUUUUAGAUAUCGGGACCUUCGGCAAUCCCCGGGCCAGCAUCCAGUUUGCCACCGGGGCAGAGAUAGCUCUGCCCAUGUUCUCGUUGAACGUGACGGGUGCAUUGAGCAUCGAGGGCGAUGCGAUUUCGGAGCGCAGGUCAGAGGCGGUGGGCUGGGUGUCCAUCGAAGUGCAAGGUGAGGUUCCGAGUGUAGCCGGCAUUACACUUCCCGAGGAGGUGCUCCGCGCAGCAGCGAAAGAGGCCUGCCGCCAGACCUGCGCCUAUGCCUCCCGCAAGCUGGAGGUUGAGCUUUCUGAAGAUUUCGCAUCGUGGCGAGCAGAGCGGGUCCGGCGCGAGAGGUCGCGCAAGUAA
Molecule: messenger RNA, 873 nt
Organism: Symbiodinium sp. CCMP2456
Lineage: Eukaryota; Dinophyceae; Suessiales; Symbiodiniaceae
Source: the annotation of a GenBank genome assembly